Molecule: messenger RNA, 285 nt
Organism: Geosmithia morbida
Lineage: Eukaryota; Fungi; Ascomycota; Sordariomycetes; Hypocreales; Bionectriaceae
Product: NADH dehydrogenase (ubiquinone) 1 alpha subcomplex subunit 2
Exons: 3
Coding region: 1-285 (94 amino acids)
Source: RefSeq, a predicted model, not a curated record
AUGCCUUCCCGAUACGCUUUUACAAAGUCCCUCAAGGAAGUCCGCUUCCUCUUCUGUCAGACCUCGGAGCAGAGCGCCGCAGUCCGAUCCUUCCUCACGAGGGCAUACCCGACCAUGAAGAAGAACAACCCCCAGAUCCCCAUCCUCAUCCGCGAGGCUGCCGGUACCCUCCCCAAGGUCUAUGCGCGAUACGAGUUUGGAAACGAAAAGGGUCUCAGUCUCGAGGGCCUCAGCGAUAAACAGAUAGAGGAGACGGUGACGGGCAUCGUCAAGAACGAGCCUUGA